Zophobas morio is the source of this 1276-nucleotide messenger RNA. Its product is annotated as max-binding protein MNT-like. The record is from RefSeq and is a predicted model, not a curated record. The transcript is spliced from 2 exons. NCBI's taxonomy places the organism in Eukaryota, Metazoa, Arthropoda, Insecta, Coleoptera, Tenebrionidae. The coding region runs from base 16 to 624 and encodes 202 amino acids. Gene Ontology annotation, molecular function: DNA-binding transcription factor activity, RNA polymerase II-specific; RNA polymerase II cis-regulatory region sequence-specific DNA binding; protein dimerization activity. Gene Ontology annotation, biological process: regulation of transcription by RNA polymerase II.
ACAUUUAAAAACAAAAUGGCAAAAUGGCAGACCCAGGACGAGAAGAAGACGUCCAACUUGAGCAUCCUCCAUUCGGCCUUGAGGUGCAUCCAGUCGCUGAAGCGGAAGGAGCGGGAGCUGGAGCACGAGAUGGAGCGACUGGCGAGGGACAAAAUCGCCGCCCAGCAGAAGCUCGCCGUACUAAAGAAAGACAUCCAAGCCCACUACGACAACGUGGACUUUUCGAAAAUCCUGCCCGAGGUGGUGCCGGUGACGACCGCCUCGCAGACGAUCACGAGCGACGAGAUCAAGGUGGAGGCGGUGAGCGGCCAGAACGGGGACAGGAUCCAGAUCCCGCUGCUGCCGAACAAGACGCAGAUCUCCAUCGCGACGACGCAAGUGGGGACGAUCAAGGAGGUGACUCAGCCAGUUCAGACGACCGCGCUCUCGGUGCUGCCCGUGGGCUACUCGGUCCCCCAGGGGUUGGUUUUGCAGAAGUUGAUCGUCCCGAAAGGGUUAACCGAACUGACGCCCCUGGUAUCGACUCAUUUUAUUACUCAGCAGCAAAUAAACGGCAAGGUGGUUCCGCUGGUGAACGCCCAGUACGUGGUGAAGCCGGUGGUGGUUGUGAGCAGACCCAGCUAGUGGCCUUGAAGGGAUGAAACGGCCCCUCUUGUAUGAUAGAGCGUAUGAGUGUUGGCGUGGAUGUUCUACUAAUAUGUGAUUUCUAUAUUAUUUACGGUGAUUUUUUAAUUUUGUUUGGGUGGUGGGAGCGCCCGCGUUCGUUGUCAAACGAGUUUCUCACAUUCCAUAUUGAUUUUUGCCGUCGAGACUUGGAUUGUUUUUAGCCCUAGGAUCUAGUCAUUUUAUUGCGGUUUUACUCAAUUUUUUGUGGGCGGCAUUUUCGGAGGUGUUUUAGGUCUGAAAAGGUCGCACACACGCCAAUCGGAACGCGCAGUCUCCAACCACCCACAGCAAGGGUCUGGCCCUGUUCUUAGAUCUCUAGCCUUGAUGUAUUACUUUUAUUUUAUAUUAUGUACUGUACAUUAACGAAAAACGUAUAUGUUCGAGGUUCUAGUGAGUGUAUUGCGAAUGAAAUUUGUAAAUAAUUAGUUUUAAACUGUACAAAAUAAGGUUAAGACGAAAAUUGUAUUCACUCUAUUCUAUGUUUAAUACAGAGCAGGGUUGUGUCUCUGCGAUAGGACAGUAAACGGUACUGUAGAUGCAACAAAGGCAGAAGUCAGUCAAAUAACAAAAACGCAAAAAAAAGUUGAUGUAAUAAAUUAUUUAAAACGAA